AAAACACGAGAGAAAUAAAAAAGAACAAAAAGCAAUCAAAUUGUCAGUGAAGGCCACAGAAACAGCUUUAUCUUCUUUCUUUUUCUGACCUCGCUUCCAAACCCUCCUUUAAUUGUAAUGGUACUAUAGCCUCCAUCUGCCCUCUCUCUCUCUCUCUCUCUCUCUCUCUAAGCCUGAACUCCUCAGUUCUCAAUGACACAAUAGAUCAAACGAAAAACCAAAGCUCGAAAAACCCUUCUCUCUCUCUCUCUCUCUCUCUCUCUCUUCUUUCAUGCUUUUGCCCUUACCAUUUUUCUCUCUCUUUUUCUGUGUGUAUGUAAAAUCUUUGUAUUCGGUCAGAAACGGUACAGAAAGUUUUGUGUCUCAGAUCCCGAUAAUAAUAAUAAUAUAUAAUAAGGUUUGGCCUGUCACUGCAUGAUUUCUCUUACGCCAUUAACGAUUAAAACUGUCCAAUAACAUAAUCCUCCUUCUUCCCUCUCUUUCUCUCUCAAGAACCCCAACUCUCUCCCUCUCUCUCUCUUCUUUUAACCCCCAAUACAAAAUAAAGUACUAGUAUAGUACUUCUUGUGAAUAAUACCAAGUGCCCUUUUGAAGAUUACACACACACACACAUAUAUAUAGAUAUAUAGACACACAAUAUGCAAGAAGCUGGGGGUUUGGGAAUGAUGGGGAGUGGCGGCGCCGGUGGUGAAUUGUCGGUCUCCGGCGGUGGCGGCGACGGCGGAGACCGGCAACUGAAGGCGGAGAUCGCCACGCACCCGAUGUGCGAGCAGCUAAUUGCCGCCCACGUGUCGUGCCUUCGAGUCGCCACGCCGAUCGACCAGCUGCCGCUCAUCGACAUGCAGCUCUCGCAGUCCCACCACCUUCUCCGCUCCUACGCCUCCCUCCAACAUCAACACGGCCACUCCCUCUCGCCGCACGACCGCCAAGAGCUCGACAACUUCUUGGCGCAAUACUUGAUAGUAUUGUGUACUUUCAAAGAACAACUUCAGCAACAUGUCAGAAUCCAUGCGGUUGAAGCAGUCAUGGCUUGCCGGGAAAUAGAGAAUACUUUACAGGCACUCGCUGGAGUAAGUCUAGGAGAAGGUACAGGCGCAACAAUGUCAGACGAUGAGGAUGACCUACAGAUGGAUUUCUCUUUCGAUCAAUCCGGCGCCGACGGGCACGACAUGAUGGGAUUCGGUCCGCUACUUCCGACGGAAUCGGAAAGGUCGCUAAUGGAAAGGGUUCGGCAUGAAUUAAAGAUUGAACUGAAGCAGGGUUUCAAGUCAAGAAUUGAAGAUGUGAGGGAAGAAAUAUUAAGAAAAAGAAGAGCCGGGAAAUUGCCUGGGGACACAACUACGGUGUUAAAGAAUUGGUGGCAACAACAUUCUAAGUGGCCCUACCCUACUGAAGAUGACAAGGCAAAGCUUGUGGAGGAGACAGGAUUGCAGCUGAAGCAAAUCAACAACUGGUUUAUCAACCAACGAAAACGCAACUGGCACAGCAACUCCCAAUCAGUCACAUCUCUCAAGUCUAAGCGCAAAAGAUAAAUUCCGUUCCAUUGGUGGUCCCGGGAUUUCCAAAGUGAUGGAGGGCGUGGGAGACAGGAUGACACCAAUGAUUUUAUUUUUAUUGAGCAAAACAAAAUAUAUAUAUAUAUAUAUAACUCAUCAUCAUCAUCUUAUAACUUUGUUCCAAACCAGGAUCAGCAGCAAACACAACGAACUAAUUACUUUGUUAUAAUGUUGUCGUAUAUGCCUUGCGGGUACAAUAUAGUUUGUAGAUUUUGUGAAUUAUGCAGAAGUACUGAAGAAACUACACUUUACAAAGCUAGCUAUCCAAGAUACGUACGCCUUUGGAAGUUUGAUCAUCACGAGUUACUCAAAACGUGCCAUCAGUGCUGCACAAAUAUUGUAACAGAUCCAUCGUAUAUUGGUCAACUAAUUGCUUACUUUUUUUAUUGUAAAUUCUUAUUGAUUUCCCUGUAUUAGACUAGUUCUGUCCUGUUUUAUAUUGAUCUUACCAGCUUGGAUUUGCUUUCAUAAAUC
Molecule: messenger RNA, 2030 nt
Organism: Morus notabilis
Lineage: Eukaryota; Viridiplantae; Streptophyta; Magnoliopsida; Rosales; Moraceae
Product: homeobox protein HD1
Exons: 5
Coding region: 639-1532 (297 amino acids)
Biological process (GO): regulation of DNA-templated transcription
Cellular component (GO): nucleus
Molecular function (GO): DNA binding
Source: RefSeq, a predicted model, not a curated record